AUAAACUUAUAAGUGGGUACAAAAGGGGCAAAUAUUUACAAGGUGUUUUUGGUAGAGCUACAGAUAAUUUUAAUAAAUCUGAAGAUGCUUUGAAGCAAGCUGUUGCUAUGAAAUAUCAUAAUCAUCUUUCUAGACGAAAAUUUGAUUUAGUUUGCAAAACACAAAGUUCUGUUUUUGAUCCGAAACAAGAGACAUGGUUACCCAGGUGUAUUAAACAUAAAGAUAUAGUUAUUUCAUUACCUAAAAUAGUUAGUGAUGCUAAAGUUGACAAUUUUGUGAAGAAUCUAGACAUUGGUUAUGUGUGUCAAAUACCUGAAUGUCCUGGUGUGUCACGCACUGUCACUGGAUUAGUAUUUAUGAUUCUUGAUUUACACUUGCGGUUACCACACUUAAAGAGAAAGUUGAUGUGGUUUAAUGAUAAUCCCUUUCAUUUUAUUUUUCAGUUUUCAGAUGAUGGAGCACCAGAAACUAGUGAGCUAAGUAUGUCAAUUGGAUCUCUCACCUGCUGGAAUCUUGGAGACAGGGUUCGUAGCAGAGAGUAUCAGUACUUGCUGCACUGUUUAAGUAUAGGGGAGAAAGAUCCUGUCAUGGAAGACCUGUGGUUGCAGCAUUCAGAUGAGAUGUUGCUCCUUGAGGGCAAUAUUCUCACUGUCUGUGGUAACCAGUGCACUGUGGAAUUCCAACCUAGUGCAGAUCAGUCCUGGCAGAGCUGGGCCAAUAAUGAGCUGAACCAAGCUGCCACAUACCCAUCACCAUAUGCAAAUGUUCAUAAGGGGAAUAUGUGUGUCAUGGGGGGUACAAUAGGAAAUUCAGCUUCAGAUACCUGGACACCACCUUCAAAGGAGAAGCGUGAGAGAGAUUUAGGCAAGUUAGAUAGUUUUAGGAAGUCACUUAGCAGCAGUUUAGGAGGUCAGCAAAAGCAUACUAGGGAGCUAGAGUUCAUGAGGGAAAAUGGUCUGCGACAGGUAGGUUCACCCCGAAUAAGAGAUUUUGCUGACCGACAAAGGCCUGAACCAGUGCACAAUGAAAUAAAUGCAUGGCAGCACUUUCUUAACUUACUGUAUAAAGAAUCCCUCAUGAGGAAUGUCACAGAGACAUUUCUUCAGGUUUUUAGUGCACCAGUAACAACUGCAAACGAGGAGAAGAAAACAUCAAGUGAAGCAAGUGUUUCCCACCCUGAGGGUGCCGGUGAGAGAGUCUGGCAGCAUGACCUCCCAACAAAGAGUGCUGGUGAGUUUUCAAAAUAUGUUAAUGAAAUUGUAAAUGCUCAUGUUGGGGUGGGGCAACAUCUACUGGGCUGUGGUUUAGCUUUUGUUGCCAGUCUUAUAAGGGAACACUAUAAAGACAAAGACAAGAGAUCCAACGACCUGAGUAUUCGCCUUAUUGGGGAGCAGGCUAUAGCUCUUGCUCGAUAUUCCUACAGACUUGUAGAUGCCCUUGUAGUUCCAAACGAGACACCUGCACAGAAAAUUAAACGACUAGCACUUGGAAAAGUUGCACAGUAUUUAAGGGAUGCUUGUACAUUAUUUAACAAAGUAGACACCAAUGCUUCAGAGGUAAACAAUUUAAGUGAAUUAUGUAAAAUGUAUUUCAAUCUACUGGUAAUGUUCUUUGAACAAUCUGUUAAUGUGACUGUAUGGACUGUUGCAUAUGCAAUUCCCUAUCAUGCCUCUUUGCUUUUCACCCAAUAUAAAGUAGGUUAUGGCAUCAUUUCCUUACAGGCCAAAGAAUCAAAGCAUUCUGGAAUAAAAGCUGACCUUGUACUCACUAAUCGAUCCAAGUCCACACGUGAAUUAGGUAAAUGGUGGCAGGUGAUGAGGGCAAACUAUGUAAGGGCAUUCUAUCUCCCAGAGCAUCAGCCAAUGCCCUCAUCAUACAUAUCUCAUUUUCAAUCACGUCUCCCACCAUUUUUCAAUAAACCCAACUACUGUGAGUGUGGGAGGGAGCGAAAUGAGGGUGGAACUUGUACAUUUUGUGAUGAGUGUGUGGAAAUAUUACUUUGUAUCAAGGACCAAAAACUUAAUGAUAGUUUACUUGCAAUUUUAAAACCUUUUCUGUGCAGUGAUUGCCAAAAGAGAUUUCCAGAUGAACAAACUUUGCAGUCUCACUGCCAAUUUAGUCAUGCAAGAAGUGAUCAUGAAGAAAGAAGACCAGCAUCCAGAGGGGCAAUUAUUGAUCCUAAGCAACUGUCUGUCAAAUGA
Messenger RNA from Porites evermanni, 2201 nucleotides. The record is from the annotation of a GenBank genome assembly. NCBI's taxonomy places the organism in Eukaryota, Metazoa, Cnidaria, Anthozoa, Scleractinia, Poritidae.